AUGCUGACUACUUUCGUUUAUUUUCUGAUUUCCUUCAAAGACUUUCAGCUGAAAUAUUAUGAGCACAUCUCCACCCUUCCCUCACUCACUCACUAUCUAUCUUCAUUAUCCGUUCAUCUCAUCUUCAUUAUAUCUAUCUAUCUCAGUCCGUUCAUUAUCUAUCUAUCUAUCUAUCUCAGUCCGUUCAUUAUCUAUCUAUCUAUCUAUCUAUCUAUCUAUCUAUCUCAGUCCGUUCAUUAUCUAUCUAUCUAUCUAUCUCAGUCCGUUCAUUAUCUAUCUAUCUAUCUCAGUCCGUUCAUUAUCUAUCUAUCUAUCUAUCUAUCUAUCUCAGUCUGUUCAUUAUCUAUCUAUCUAUCUAUCUCAGCCCGUUCAUUAUCUAUAUCUAUCUCAGCCCGUUCAUUAUCUAUCUAUCUAUCUCAGCCCGUUCAUUAUCUAUCUAUCUAUCUAUGUAUCUAUCUAUCUAUCUAUCUCAGUCCGUUCAUUAUCUAUCUAUCAGAUUUAUUUAUCUAUCCUGUUCACAUCUCGUUGUAUUCUUAUGUAGGUAGCUAA
Acanthosepion pharaonis is the source of this 549-nucleotide messenger RNA. The record is from the annotation of a GenBank genome assembly. Lineage: Eukaryota; Metazoa; Mollusca; Cephalopoda; Sepiida; Sepiidae.